This is a messenger RNA of Zophobas morio, 630 nucleotides long. RefSeq lists its product as uncharacterized. The record is from RefSeq and is a predicted model, not a curated record. Bases 1 to 630 code for a protein of 209 amino acids. The transcript has 4 exons. Lineage: Eukaryota; Metazoa; Arthropoda; Insecta; Coleoptera; Tenebrionidae.
AUGUACGGUUUGCUAGCUUUGGUUUCCUUGUCCCUACUUGUAACAGAAACGCUGGGUCAUGGGAUGAUGUUAGAACCACCAAAUCGAAGUUCUCUUUGGAGAAGUGAUUCCUCAGCUCCACCAAAUUACACUGAUAAUGAAGUAUAUUGUGGUGGAGUCGAUUUCCAAUGGAAUGAAAUGGAUGGUAAGUGUGGUCUGUGCGGAGACCCGUACAGUGAUCCUCAUCCACAAGACAACGAAAACACAGGAAUGUACGGCCAAGGAAAAGUCGUACGUCAGUACUCUCCAGGAAGUGUCAUAGAUGUACAAGUUUAUCUCAGUAGUAACCAUCUAGGAAACUUCGUUUUUAGUUUAUGCGUUCUGGAAAAUCCCAACGCUCCAGAACCUAGCGAGAACUGCUUCCAACAGUUGUCGCUAUCGAAUGGCGAACCUCAGUAUAAUGUAACUAUGGGAGAAGUGACCAUAAACACCAAGCUUAAGUUACCAGAUGGGCUCACUUGCGAAAGAUGCGUUUUGAGGUGGCAUUACAACACAGCAAACAACUGGGGAACAUGUGACGAUGGAAGUUAUGGUUUGGGAUGUGGACCACAAGAAAAUUUCCGCAAUUGUGCCGAUGUUGCUAUUGUUUAA